This is a messenger RNA of Vanessa atalanta (red admiral), 2462 nucleotides long. It is a transcript of the gene Hou, whose product is annotated as glucose-induced degradation protein 8 homolog. Gene Ontology annotation, cellular component: nucleus; cytoplasm. Gene Ontology annotation, biological process: proteasome-mediated ubiquitin-dependent protein catabolic process. The transcript is spliced from 4 exons. The coding region runs from base 126 to 830 and encodes 234 amino acids. The record is from RefSeq and is a predicted model, not a curated record. NCBI's taxonomy places the organism in Eukaryota, Metazoa, Arthropoda, Insecta, Lepidoptera, Nymphalidae. Gene Ontology annotation, molecular function: protein binding.
AUUGACACAUACAUUGUCAUCUUCUGAGUCGAUUUCUAAAUUGUGUCUUUUUGUGUAUUCAUAAUUUCAUACGAACUACUUUAAGAUAUUCCCAGUUUUCCAACAUUCGCUUAUAAAACCUAAAAAUGAGCUUUGAAACAUCAACGAACAACGGUAAUAAUAGACCCGAACGGAGAUACUAUGAUCGUUCUAAAUGUGAUGAUCUUCAUAUAUCGAGAACGGAUAUGAAUAUGUUGAUAAUGAAUUAUUUAGUUACAGAAGGUUUCAAGGAGGCAGCUUUGAAAUUUCAACAAGAGGCAGGCCUACAAGAACCAGCAUUGUGUAGCUCACUAGAUGAACGUAUCAUGAUCAGAGAGGCAGUCCAAAAUGGACGUAUCCCUGAAGCCAUUUCAAUGGUUAAUGCCCUACAUCCAGAAUUGUUGGACAAUGACAGAUACUUGUACUUUCAUUUACAGCAAUUGCAAUUGCUGGAAUUAAUUCGAGGCGGACGGGCAGAGGAAGCCCUUGCCUUCGCAAGUGCCACAUUAGCAGAAGCUGGAGCAAAUGACCGUAAUGCUCUCACUGAGCUAGAGAGAUCUCUUGCUUUGUUAGCUUUCCCAGACCCUCACACUUCACCAUUUGCUGACCUGUUGCUACCCUCUCAUAGUCAAAAGAUUGCAAGUGAACUUAAUGCAGCAAUACUUAAGAUGGAGAACCAAGAAUACACCAACCCAAAGUUGUGCAGUCUUUUACGGAUGAUACUCUGGUCCCAGAGUGAACUUGACAAACAUGGUGUCAAGUACCCAAAAAUGACAGACCUUGCGAAUGCUACUAUAGAACAGCCAAAAUGAAAUAAGUUUCGAAAGAAGAGUAAUAUGUUUAGGUGUGAUUGAAAAACUCUUUCAGAUUCAAAUGUAUGACAAAUAAAUCUAUAUCUUUUUUAGAAUAUAAAUCUUUCUGUCUUCUGCACUAGAUCAUUGAGAAAGAGUAUUCAACAUGAAGAAAGUUUAUCUUGUUUGCAAAGAUUAAAUUAACUAAAUGUGAUUGUACAUUGUAAAUAAUUAACAUUUCACAAGCAACCUUAAAAAUAAUUAGCUAUGACAUCUAUUUCAAAUUUUAUUUGUCUUGUUAAUUAUUUUAAAAGACAAGUAAUAGGUACAUAUAUUUUUUUUUGUUAUUUCAAUGUUUGACAAUUUUUUCUCCACAUAUCGCUUCAUGUGACAUUCUAUGUUUUUCAACUUAAAAUCAUCUAAAUUUAUAAUUCUAAAUAAAACAUGUAAAAUAAUAAGGAUAGCUAGAUUUAAAAAGUCAUUUAUUAAUCUCUCAGGUGUAAGAAAUUUUAAUAGUUAGUGUUUUCGUGAAUGUUGAAAGAUAUUUUAAAAGCAGUCUUAAAUAUUACAAAUUAAACUAAAAAAACGAUUAUUGAUUAAUUUACCAGGAGUAAGUAAAUAAUCUAGAAAAAAAUAACCUGUCACAUGGUUAAAGGUAUAUUAGCUUUGAUUAUUUUUUUUAUCUAGAGAGAGCAAUAAGUUUCGAUAGCAAUAAUCAAAACAAUUCAUAUAUAUUUAGUUAAAACGAAUAUAAUUAAAUAACUUUUAACCAAUUUAGUUACAUUUUUUAUCCAAUAUGAUCUAUAGGCUCAAUGGAUAACUAGAUUCAAUCAUUUUGUGAUAAUAAUAAAAAUAUUGUUCAAUAAAGUAAUCUAUUAUCAAUCUCGGCUCGGAAAUAUAAAGCUAAUAUCUGCAGUGUUUGCUGUUUUGCAAUUAUAAUUAAGUAAUCUAGAUUAAAUUAGGCAUGGCCUAAAUUACUAAAGUGUCAAAUUGAUGACAACAAAAUAUUUUAAAAUGACUUAAAUUAACAGUCACUUGGAAAUUUAAUAGUACAAAAACUACCUUUGAGUUAAAUUUACAAAUUAUUUAAUGCAUUUUUCCGUUUUGGAAAAAAUAAUUUAUAAUUUAAUUACUGAUGAUAAAUAUUACUCAAAAUAUUUUUAAUCAUCCUCCAAAAUCUUUACCAAUAGUAUAUUUGCAGGACCGAGUCAGAGUUCUGAAACUAAUUAUUGCCUGAUAUUCGUUUGACAUGUACGAAUACGGAAGCUCUAUCUAGAUAAAUAAAUUAAUGAAGCUUUUAAUAUUCAAUAAUAUAUCUUACAAUCGUAGACAAAAUCAUUUUUUGAACUUUGAUAAAUUUAUAAGUAUGUAAUAUGUUUACUAAUAUUUAAUUCCAAAUAUCACUGUUUUCUCACAGUCAAUAGGUAUGGUAGUCAACAAUUCAAUAUGUUUAUAUAUAGUACCUAUGUGAAGGAUGAAUGAGCCAGUUUUGUGUGAAUUUUUAAUAUUUCGUACAAUGCCAAUAAUUCUCUGAACAUAGUUGAUUGUGAAUUAAGAUUGCUUGUGUACUACAUACAAACUUAAUUAUACAGUUUUAUUAAAUUUAUGAUUAGACCUCAUAAGAAGAAAGUUUCAAAACCUCUAGAAUUUAAU